AGGGUUUUGUUUGUUUGUUUGUAGGUGUCCUUUUUCAAAUUAAUGGCCCUUUUCAAAUGAACAAGGUGCCUUUCUACCCAAUUUUCAAUUUGUAAAUGUUGAGUUUUUAAGAGUGAUUUUUGCAUUAUACUGAGAUAAUUAUGUUUUUUCUUCUUUACUCUCCAAAUGUGAUGACUUAUAAAAUAAUAGUAAUAUUUGUAAUAUUAAAUCAAUGUUCCAUUCCUCGGAUUAAGUACUAGUAUAAUAUGUUACCUUUUAUAUACAUCAACUGGAUCCUAUUUACUCAUUACUUUUUAAAGCAAUUUACAUCUAUGUUCAAAAGUGGUUUGGCUAGUAUUCCUUCUUUUAUAUUCUGGAGUAGAUUUUUUGGAAGAUUUAAUUACUUGUUCUGUGAGUGUUUGGAAGAAUUCAUCUGUAAAGCCAUCUGUGUUUGGUACUUUGUGGGGGAGAUUUUAAAUCUCUGAUUCAAUCAAAACUAUGAGAUUAUUCAUAUUUUCCAUUUUUUUUGAGUCAAGUUUCCUCACUCUCAUUCUCUCUCUUCCUUCAUGUCUCUUAACUUCUUUUUUGUAUAUUCCAUCUCUCUGGGCUAUGUUUCUGGAUUAAUAAGUUCACUAAUUCUCUCUUUUUUUUUUUUUAGGGUAACUGACAAAAGCAGUUUUAGUGGAAUGAGUCUGAAUUGAUUAAUCUGGGUUGAUGCUGUAACGAGCAAUGAAGCAAUGGAGAGUUCCACUAUAACUCAGUAUGGAACCUUUGUUAUGAAGGGAGCUGAGAAAUAAGAGAAGGAGUUGUGGAAGAGUUUUGUUUUAAGAUGAGCAAUACUAAGGCAUGUUUGAGUAUCGAUGGGGGUGAUCUACCACAGAAGCAAAAUUUGAUGAUGAGAAGGGAUGAUGAAAAGAAGGGAUAAUUUAGGAGUGAAAUCACUGAGAAAAUAAGGAACUAGGGCCAAAUUGUUCAGUUCUGUGCUCCAUUUGGUUUUUUGCAACACCACUUUAAAAGAUUAGUUAAAUGGACUUCUCUUUUUAACCAUGAGAUGAGCAUACAGUCAGUUUAAUAAGUAUUGUUCGUGUAUCCAUUCUCUUAAGCCACAAAUAUUCUAUUUGUCUUGUAUGCCCAAGUCACUGUGGUAGACUCUGGAAACAACAAAAUAAACAUGACCCGUGCACUCAUGAAACUUGUAUCAUGGCAGUGGUGGUGCUGUGUGGAUAUGAUGCAGACAAAGGACUUGGAAGGGAAGGUAUAGGAUUUAUGAGAGCAUUUAACAGGGACCUUAACCUCUUAACUUUAUUCUAGAAGAUUAAAGAAGCAACAAAAUGAUUCCCAAAGAAAGAGUAAUUAGCCAAACAAAUUCUGGGAGAGCACUGCAAGAAGAGAGAAGAGCAUAGGUGAAGGUCCAGUAGGAAACUUGCAUGGGUUUAGGAACGGAAGGAAGACUGGAACUGAAUGACUAAAGGCAAGAACUUUGGAGGGAUAGCAGGUGCUAUACAGCAUAGAAUCCUAAGAAUUUUAGACCAUCCCGAGAGCAUCAGGGAAGCACUGAAGGGACUUAAGCAGAAAAGUGACAGAAGCCAUUUUCAUACUGUUUCUGUUGUAAAGGUGUACUCAUGUGGCUACUAGAGCUGGAUGCCAUUAAACCUUAGAGUCAUACGGUUAACUGCCUUUCUUAACAAUUAUUUACUUGUCCAUCAGUCAGACAUGGUUUCCUCAGUCAGACAGAGUGGAAGUUUCCUUGGAAAUUUUAUCAUAAUGUUCUUCUGCUCUGAGUGUGUGUGUAUGAGAGUAGGGAAUGGGGAGAGAUACAGACAGAAACAGAGACGGAGUUAGAGACAUCGACCUAGUAGUCAGGAUACUAUUUUAAAAUUUUAACUAAUAGAGCAAUGAGAAUAUUAACUAAUUCUACUUAGCAUGUUAAUAAUUUAUACAUCAUACAGAAAUUCUUAAAUUUUUAGACAUUUAAUUCUUAGAUAUUCUUAAACAUCUUUUGCAACUAGCUAUUUUUGAGUUAUUUUAUAACUUUUUUUUCAUUUAUUUUUAUUAGUUGGAGGCUAAUUACUUUACAAUAUUGUAGUGGUUUUUGCCAUACAUUGACAUGAAUCAGCCAUGGAUUUAUAUGUGUUCCCCAUCCCGAUCCUCCCUCCCGCCUCCCUCUCCAUCGCAUCCCUCUGGGUCUUCCCAGUGCACCAGCCCUGAGCACUUGUCUCAUGCAUCCAACCUGGGCUGGUGAUCUGUUUCACCCUUGGUAGUAUACUUGUUUCAAUGCUAUUCUCUCAGAACAUUCCACCCUCGCCUUCUCCCACAGAGUCCAGAAGUCUGUUCUGUACAUCUGUGUCUCUUUUUCUGUUUUGCAUAUAGGGUUAUCAUUACCAUCUUUUAUUUUAUAACUUUUAAGUAAUCCUGACAGAGUUGGGUAAGGGUUUGUUUUAAUCCCUAGGUUUUUAACCUUAACAUAAAGAAAAUUGUUAUUUUAUUCUUAUUUCUCUUUUUAUCAUAAAUAUCAGAAUGUACUAUAUAUGUUUUCAGCUUCUUUAGAGAUUAUUCAUAUUCGGAGUUGGCAUUUUGACUAGUUUAAUUUAUCUUGAUCCUUAGAUUCUAUAUUUAAUCAACAUCUAACACUAUGCCUUGCACAUAGUAGGCACUCAAAAAACAUGUCCAGUGAAUCAAGGUAUAUGAUAUGGUGCUCUUAAUUAUAUUUCAUAAAAGUUUCCUUUCUUAACUCCUCCCUUUUACCACAAAUAUAUUGCCCUUUUUCUAUAUUCCUUUUCUUUCUGGCUUCAUAGUCUUCAGUAUUCUGUUCUAAUGUUAUUGUUUUGCUGUUUUCUCUUUCUUGAACUUCUUGGAAAGUUUAAUGACCCUCAGUCUUUUUCUGAGCCUCAUAUACUUGCUAUUUUGUAUUUGCCUACUUUCUCUUAGAAAAUGUCUCUCCUCCCCUUCUCUUUUGAUCUAUCUUAAUUUCUAUUGAAAAAAACGUCUUCGAGGUUGUUUAUUGUUUUUGUCUUUUUCACUUUUUACAUUGUGGUUUUCCCAUCCUGAGCAACUAUUUAGUUGUUACUUUGUAAAUAAUAAACAUAAUUUUAUGUAUUCUGUGUUUUUAGUCUAUUGAAGACAAUGAAGUAUAUUUGCCUAAUGAUGAGAUUUGGACCUAUGAUAUUGAUAGUGGGUUGUGGACAAUGCACCUCAUGGAAGGAGAACUGCCUACCUCCAUGUCAGGAAGCUGCGGUGCUUGCAUUAAUGGAAAGCUGUACGUUUUUGGAGGAUAUGAUGACAAAGGAUACAGCAAUCGAAUUAAUAUAUUUUGGUGGCUAUGGGUGUAGGAGACAUAAUGAACUCCAAGAUUGUUUUGAUGUUCAUGAUGCAUCUUGGGUACGUCCGCCAGAACUAUUCAUAGCUCAGACUGGCUUCUGUAUGACAGAAGAGCAGAUAUUCUGGGGAUGGCAUAAUGAUGUUCACAUAUUUGACACAAAGACACAGAGUUGGCUUCAACCCGAAAUUAAAGGUGGCAUUCCACCACAGCCACGAGCCGCGCAUACAUGUGCAGUUCUUGGAAAUAAGGGCUAUGUCUUUGGCGGACGUGUUUUGCAAACUAGGAUGAAUGAUUUGCACUAUCUAAACUUAGAUACCUGGACCUGGUCUGGAAGGAUUCCUAUUAAUGGAGAAAACCCUAAACAUCGGUCAUGGCAUACUUUAACACCAAUAGCUGAUGAUACUCUUUUCCUGUUUGGUGGACUAAGUGCAGACAAUAUUCCAUUAAGUGAUGGUUGGAUUCAUAAUGUCAUAACAAAUUGUUGGAAACAGCUUACACAUUUACCGAAAACAAAACCCAGGUUAUGGCACACAGCCUGUUUGGGAAAAGAAAAUGAAAUAAUGGUAUUUGGUGGGAGCAAAGAUGAUUUACUUUCCUUGGAUACAGGUCAUUGUAAUGAUUUAUUGAUCUUUCAAACACAGCCUUAUUCAUUACUCAGGUCAUGCCUUGACUGCAUUGGUAAAAAUGCUAUAAUUUUAGAAAGUCAGAUAUCUUUAUUACCUCCUAAACUUCUCCAACAAGUACUCAAAAAAAUAACAUUUUGGACUGCAGCUAAUCACCGGGAAGAACAAAGAGCCCAAAAAGAAGAAACAGAAAAUAAAUAUCAGUGGAUCAGUAGCAAUUAAGUUGUUAUAUAUGCUAUAUGUUUAAUAUGUUUAAACAUUUUAAUCAGACUGUAUAUUUACCCCCCAAAUUGGAGGCUUUAUUUAGAAGAUAAAAUCUGAAACAGAAAUUCUAUGUUAAAGUGAUUGUAUGGCAUGAGAUAUGUGAAAAGAAGAUGUUAAUGGCAGAUUAAUUUAUAUUUAUAUUUGUAAAUUAAUUUAAUUGUAAGUUGCAGAAAAAAUCUACUUUCUGAAAGUAAGUACAAUUGUCAGAGAUUUUAACUCACUGUGUCCUCUUUACAGGAAAGAUUAUACAAAUUUGAGAAGAAUUAAGAAAUUAUACCCAAGGACUUAGGGAUUCUCCAACAUAAAGACAAACAGAUAUAUAAAAACACCUCAUGUCAGCUUUCAGAAAGAAUAGAUUUUUCUCAAGUCACUUUAAAGUCACCUAAAGUUUCCCAUUAAAUAAUUCAGUUAUUUAAAGAACUUCUCCUUAAAUAACUAAUGUAGCUGGCCAAAAUGAGAAAAUAGGCAGGCACUGGUAUGGGAUUAAAUAUUGAACUCCUUUUAGCAUUUAUCUAGUAAAGUAUUCUUGGUCAUCUUUAUUUGAGUAGGGAAAUGAAUGUCUUCGUUGUCUUUCUGUUACCUCUAAGUUGUUAGAUUGUCCCAUUUUCUCUGUAUAUAUAAAGACAAUGUUUGAAAGUGUUACAGUGGAGAUUUAUCAUACAGGGUUUGACAUACUGAGAGGCAGCAUAGUUAUUAACUUUUUAGACACCUUAAAAUACAUUUUGUCUUGGGGGCGUACUUCUAAAAAGUAACCUUCAGUGAAUUAUGAAAUGGGAUGAUAACCUAGUAAUUUAUCUUUCUAGAAACUCAUUUUGGCCCACACCGUUCUACAGAGUUGGUGCUCAAGACCCAGGUUAUUCAAAAUGUUAUCUUACCAUUUGUUUUCAGUAUUAACUCCCUAUAAAGAAAUGGAACAUGAAUAUUUAUCUUUGUAGUCCUUAAAUAGUACUUUUUCCAUAAUUAAGAAGUUUUUCAUAUAUCACAGUCAUAUCCAUCCAUUAAAUUACUAAUAACAAGGAAUUGCUGAAAACUCGGUAUAUAAAAUUUCUCUCUACCAUACUACCAUGCAAGUUGGCUCUGCAAUUUAAAAUGUUAGAGUAAAUGUAUUUCUAUAUUGAAGUAUAUGUGUAAUUUAUAAUGAAAAUUACAGUAGUUUGUAGAUCUUCUUAAAUUUUAGAGAUAUAUUUUAUAUAUAUAUAUAUAUAUGUACUGUAUUUUGGAUGUGUAAAACUUCUAUUUAUGUAUUGAAAUAUUUUGUGUUUGCAUUUUAUUUAUUAUACAAACUAUAUAGAAUUACUAUUUUCCUAGUUUUGUUAGUGUGAACCAGUCAUUAGAAUUGUGCAGAUGAUACUUCAGCAUAAGUUUUCAUUUCUGCUUACUAUUUUUAGGCUGAAUAACAGAUUUAGAAAGUGAGUCUCACAGGUAAUACAGGUCUUAGAAGUAAUUAUUUUAUUACUAUGAACUUUAGUAUCAGCAGUCUAUAAGGAAAAACUAUCUAAAUAUAUUAGAUAGUGAUAGACGACACAGUGGGAUGACCUCUUUUUAAAUGGCUUCUGAAUUAUUUCAGUACCUUCUCUAGCCUCUUAGAAAAGUACUUCUGUUUAUAAACAGUUUACCUAAACAUUAAAAGUUAGAUUAGCCCCUCAAAACACACACACUUGAGUAAGGCUUUAAGAGAAUGAAAAUCUAUGUAUUAUCUUUGGCACACAAAUCUGGUGCUCUUCUUAUUUGACUGAUUAUGCUGUACUACUUCAAAAAGUUAUGUUCUGAGCUAGCCCCAUGUUAGGAGUGGCAGGGAAUUCUAAUCUGAACUUCAGUUUCCAAAACUUGCCUUAAAUCAGGGCUUCCCUGCUACUAAGAGAUGUAAAGAUUCUGGGAGCUGGCAGAACCAGUUUUGAAAAUCCCUAGUCAAGCAGUCUUCAUUCCUCAUUUCUUACCUCUGUAUGGUUUACUGUCAACUCUUUUGUUGUUGACCUGUGCUGUGUAUAGGAGCCCAAGGCAACAUCAGCCUCAUAACUUUAUUUUUUUUUUUCUUCAGCCUCACAACUUUUAACCCUCCCUUAUGGGUUCUCUGUUUGAAAGAUGGGUCUAGAGGGUUGACUUUUUUCUUUUUCCAGGUGGUUCACAAAAUAGGUUUCCAGUCUGAUUCUCAAGAAAAAAGAAUUUCUGGCCAUCUUUAUUAUGUGUAUCAGAAUAUUCUUCCAGUUGUCAGGAAGGAUUCUUUUGAGGUAUUAUCAUUUUUAGAAUGAUACAGUAAAUGGCAUAUCAAAAUUAGUAGUAUCUUUUCCAAGUAGUAUCUUUGCAAAAACACCUUUAAAAAUUAUUAGCCUCUUGACAGAAGCUUAAAAAUAUUCUUUAGAACUUCAUGCUGCCAACCCAGAAACAAAGUGAUGUUUCAUAAAUACAUUAUUUAUAUGUAUGUAUGUGUGAGAGAGAAAUAAUAUAAACUCACUAAAGUAGAAUAAUUUUCGUGGUAGUACAUAUUGUUUGAAAAAGUAAAAUUUUGAUUUCAGAACACUUCAAAGGAAAAGAAGCAGUUUUAAGAAUUCCCAUUUUUUGGUGCCUGUUUUUCCAUUGUAUUAAUAUUGUGAUUCUAUUGGAAUUUCCAGCUCGAUGGAGUUACCAUGUGGUCCAGCACGUGGGUACAGCAAGAACAUUUUCUAAAUCACCCAUGUAAUGGACUGAAUGUUUAUAUCCCCACAAAAUUCAUAUAUUGAAACCCUAAUCCCCAAGUGUGAUGAUUUUUGGAGGUGGGGUAUUUGGGAGGUAAUUAGGUUAAGAUGAGGUCAUGAGGGUGGGGACCGGGGAUGGAUUAGUGGAAGAGACCAGAGCUCUCCUUCUAUGUCCCUUCCCUAUGAGAAGGCAGCCCACUGCCAGGCAGGAGGGCCCACAGUAAGUACCAAGUCUGUCUGUACCUUGAUCUCAGACUUCCUAGCCUCUAGAACUGUGAGAAAUAAAUGUUGUUUAAGCCAUCCAGUCUGUGGUAUUUUGUUAUAUUUGCCUGAGCUAAGACAAACCUGAAGUCCACAGUUUAUGUUGGGGUUCAUUCUUGGUGGUGUAUGUUUUAUAGGCUUAGACAAAUGUGUAGUAACAUUUAUCUACCUUUAUAGUAACAUAGAAACUAAGCACUGCUCUAAAAAUCCUCUGUGUUCUGCCCAUUUAUUCCUCCCUCCCCACUAAGCCCUGGCAACCAUAGAUAUCUUACUGUUUUCAUAUUUUUGCCUUUUUCAUGUUAUACAGUUAGAAUUAUACAGUAUGUACGUUUUUUAGAUUGGCUUAUUUCAUUAGUAAUAUGCAUUUGGGCUCCCCUGGUAGUUCAGAUGGUAAAGAAUCUGCCUGCAAUGUGGGAGAUACGCGUUCAAUCUCUGAGUCAGGAAGAUCCCCUGGAGAAGGAAAUGGCAACCUACUCCAGUAUUCUUGCCUGGAAAAUCCCAUGGACAGAGGAGCCUGGCUGGCUACGGUUCAUAGGGUUGCAGAGCCGGACACGACUGAGCAACUAACACACAAUAUGCAUUUAAGUUUCCUCCAUGUCUUCUCAUGGCUUGAAAAAAAUGGCUCAUUUU
This is a messenger RNA of Dama dama (fallow deer), 7748 nucleotides long. RefSeq names its product kelch domain containing 1 (gene KLHDC1). Gene Ontology annotation, molecular function: protein binding. NCBI's taxonomy places the organism in Eukaryota, Metazoa, Chordata, Mammalia, Artiodactyla, Cervidae. The coding region runs from base 3103 to 4143 and encodes 346 amino acids. The record is from RefSeq and is a predicted model, not a curated record. The transcript is spliced from 12 exons.